This is a messenger RNA of Cornus florida, 696 nucleotides long. RefSeq lists its product as uncharacterized. Bases 1 to 696 code for a protein of 231 amino acids. The transcript has a single exon. The record is from RefSeq and is a predicted model, not a curated record. Lineage: Eukaryota; Viridiplantae; Streptophyta; Magnoliopsida; Cornales; Cornaceae.
AUGUCUAGAGAAGCUGCCAGUGCUAAUUCAAAUGAACAACUUACAAAUGAUGAGAGGCUUGCAAGGGUGUUCCAAGCCUUAGAAGAUCUCACUGGACUUAUGAGAUGGCAAGUCCAAAUGAACCAGGCUCCCAAUCCAGUUAGGGAGUUGACAAUAGCUGAAAAGAAGAUAAAGUGUCUCGCGGAGUUUCGGAGGCUCAAACCUCCAAAUUUUAGAGGAAACAAGGGUGAAGCUGAGAAAUGGCUUAAAGAAAUCAAAAAGCUUUUUGAGGUGACAUCCACGCCCGAAGAAUUCAAAGUAGCCAUUGCCUCGUCACUCUUAUUUGAUGAGGCCGAUCACUGGUGGGACACCGUGAAGAUUAGACAUGAUCUUGAAAGUAUGAACUGGACAACCUUUGAAGAACUCUUUUAUGCUCAAUAUUUUCGAGAUGUGGUUCGUGAAGCCAAGCUACAGGAAUUUCUUCAUCUUACUCAACGUAAUAUGACGGUUGCUGAAUAUGAUGCUAAGUUUAUGGAAUUGAGCCGGUUUGGGCAAUGUUUGAUAGCUACGGAGGAGAUGAAGGCCUUAAAGUUUGAGAGGGGACUCCGACCCACCAUCCGAGAAAAAUUAGUGGCUCUACACAUCCGGAAGUAUUCUGAUAUGGUAGACAGUGCCAUGAGUGUGGAACGUGAAAAAGAGGAUUUUCAGAAAAUUUAA